AUGCCAUGGUUUUGGCCAUUUAAACGACAUGAAGAAACAGAUGGAUUAAAUCGUUCGUCAUUAAUAGAUGGUAUUGAUGAUGAUGCAUUAUUAUUAAUCUUUCUCAUUGUUUGUUUAAUUGGUCUUUGGAUUUAUUAUACAAGACGUCAUCGUAGUACAACAAUUCAUCCAGAUAAUCAACAAGAUAUCGAAUUAUUACGUCAACGAGCUCAUGAUCAAGGAGAUACAACUAGUAGAACACAAUCUUCUUCACAUGUUGGUCGAUCUCGACAAGAUACAUGUCCAAUUUGUCUUGAAGAACCAUCAGUAUUAAGUGUUGAAACUAAUUGUGGACAUGUAUUUUGUGGUAAAUGUAUUGUUACAUUUUGGAAAUUUCAAUCGAAUUGGAUGAGUGGAUUGAAAUGUCCUGUAUGCCGACAACAAGUAACAGUACUUUUAACAUGUUUUACUGCUGAAGAACGAGCAGCACCAGAUAGUAGUGAUCGUCAAAUGGUUGUUAAUGGUGUUAAAGAUUUUAAUCGACGAUUUUCGAAUGUUCCACGAACAUGGCUUGAAUAUUUCUAUGAUAUUCCAGUUUUAAUUCCUUAUAUAAUUCGUCAAUUAUUUACAACUGAAAGUCUUGCAUGGACAUAUCGUUUACGAACAAUUAUUGUAUUUAUUUCAGUAAUUGCAUAUGUUAUAUCACCAUUUGAUAUAUUACCAGAAAGUAUUCUUGGUAUAUUUGGUUUAUUAGACGAUUUUUUUGUUGUUCUUUGUUCAGCACUCUAUGUUAUUAUUGCUUUUCGAGAAAAUUUGUCUCGUGGAUAA
Rotaria sp. Silwood1 is the source of this 807-nucleotide messenger RNA. The record is from the annotation of a GenBank genome assembly. NCBI's taxonomy places the organism in Eukaryota, Metazoa, Rotifera, Eurotatoria, Philodinida, Philodinidae.